Messenger RNA from Hyposmocoma kahamanoa, 820 nucleotides. RefSeq names its product U11/U12 small nuclear ribonucleoprotein 35 kDa protein-like. Bases 124 to 675 code for a protein of 183 amino acids. The transcript is spliced from 4 exons. Gene Ontology annotation, biological process: mRNA splicing, via spliceosome. Gene Ontology annotation, molecular function: mRNA binding; snRNA binding. Lineage: Eukaryota; Metazoa; Arthropoda; Insecta; Lepidoptera; Cosmopterigidae. Gene Ontology annotation, cellular component: precatalytic spliceosome; U12-type spliceosomal complex. The record is from RefSeq and is a predicted model, not a curated record.
UUAUUGUUAGUUUGUUAUCUUUCUAUUUGUGUUCCAUUCCGUGAUUUACGGAGGGUAUAAGGAUCGCGUAUUGAAAAAGCAUAACAAGAAAAGUAUUAUCUACAAAAAAAAGCAGGGGCAAAAAUGAGUCAUGAGAUAGAACACUUUAAAAAAUACGCAUCAGAAUACAAUCCAAUUACAAUAGGCUCAAUUGAUGGCACAGAUAACCUACCUCACGACCGAGCGAUCGCGCGGGCUUUGCGCGCUCGUUACAAGCCCAACAAGCAAGUGAAGGGCAAUCCUCGGCACACGGUGUUUAUUGGCCGGCUUAAUCCUAGAACCACACAGGAUACAAUUCAAUCUGAAUUUUCAAAAUUUGGAAAAGUCAUGUACUGUUGUUUAGUUAAAGACAUUGUGACGGGAAAAUCUAAGCAAUAUGCUUUCGUGGAAUAUGAAACUUCAACAAGUGUGGAAAAUGCAUUGAGAGAAAUGCAUAAAGAAUAUAUAGAUGGAUCGGAAAUAAUUGUGGAGAGAGAGGCAGAGCGGAGUUUAGUGGGCUGGGUGCCGCGGCGCCUCGGCGGAGGCUUCGGUGGGCGCAAGGAGGCCGGUCAGCUGCGGUUCGGUUGCAGAGACCGCCCAUUCCACAAGCCUAUCAUUAUUAAACACAGUAAUGAAGGAGUCAGGAAUGAGAAAUAGUUUGGAUAACAAAAUAUUAUUAAAAUUAAAAAUGGUUGACUCUCAUUGGCUGUGAGGUGUCAAAUUAGAACUACAAAAGGAGAGCAUGGCAGUAAUAUAAUUUCAAUAAUGAAGAAGCUCCAUAAAUGAUGUGUAAUGAUUGGAU